ACAAGUGGUCAGAUGUAAUAGAUUCUCGGAAGUAUGCGGUAGAUACGGGUCGGAAAAAGUAAUAAUGAAGGCUUAAAAUUUAGAUUCUGUGAUUUUUUCAACUAAAAUAAGCAAAUACAUAUUUUUGAAAAACAAAAACCUCUUGGAGAUACAUUCUAACUUGUUUUAAUUAAGCAAUAAUCGACUCCUAUAGAAACACGACGCCGUAAAAGAUAUCUGUGUGCUGGCGGCUAAUGUUCCUUUUGAUGUGUUUAUUUUGUUCCUUGCAUUCUCAUAACGAAGAACAAGAACAUCUUUAUCUUUAUUUACCCGCGACUAAUUGGCUAAAAAGGAUGAGAUAAUUUCUUUGCAGAUAACAAAAAUAGCUAUCAAAAAAUCAAUCAACGAGUUAAUAUAAAACAACACCACCUGUUAGUUUAUGAUUCUAGCUUCCAUAGUACAUAUUCCAUAAAAAAAAGGCAAAACACUUACUUUCAAUUUUCGUGUUGUGUUGAAGAGCACAGUCACUAUCAAGUUGGAGGCGGCGCAGAACAUGAAAACUUCUUGAGCAAAGAAGAAAAAAAACAAAGUUGACGUACAUACUGAUUUGAUUUUUUUUUUCUUUUGUGAUUAUUAGUAUCGAUAAACAACAUACAAGACACACAGUGGAAAAAAUUUAGCAAUACGGCAAGAUAAGCCAACCGUGGAGACCAUAUAAAAUAGUAAUAAUAAUAAAGAAAAUAAUUGGACGGCAUAUUUGAAAGUAAUUAAACUGCAAUCGAAACUAUAAAAUGGCCGAAGUUCGACGUAGAAAAGUCGAAGAAGCCGGAGAUGAUGCCACCAACACUCAAUUGGGAUCCAGCGCUGGAACAUCGGCCGAGGCCGAGAAACGCAAUUCUUCAGCAGCCGAAUCUUCAGAUCAUAUUGAAUCAGAAGAUGAGAAGUUGCUAGAGGAAAAAUGUUUAGAUGAGUUGUCCAACUUGUUGCCUCAGGGCACAGAUAAAAAGCCAGAAAUUCUUGAUUCAGCCCUGAAGGAUUUACCAGAGAGAUGGAAAAAUUGGGUUAUACGAGGUAUAUUCACAUGGAUUAUGAUAUGUGGUUUUUGCCUAAUCAUCUAUGGAGGACCGUUGGCCUUGAUGAUUACGACGCUAUUGGUACAAGUAAAAUGUUUCGAAGAAAUCAUUUCCAUUGGUUAUCAUGUCUAUCGUAUUAAUGGCCUACCCUGGUUCCGUAGUUUGUCAUGGUACUUCCUUCUCACUUCCAAUUACUUCUUCUAUGGCGAAAAUCUGGUUGACUAUUUUGGAGUUGCCAUUAACCGAGUGGAAUACCUGAAAUUUAUGGUCACCUACCAUCGUUUCCUUUCAUUUGCCCUAUAUUGCAUUGGCUUUGUUUGGUUCGUCUUAUCGCUGGUCAAGAAGUACUAUUUAAGACAGUUCAGUCUUUUUGCCUGGACCCAUGUGUCCCUGUUGAUUGUUGUCACCCAAAGUUAUUUGAUCAUACAAAAUAUUUUUGAAGGUCUCAUUUGGUUCAUUGUUCCAGUUUCCAUGAUAGUGUGCAACGAUGUUAUGGCAUAUAUGUUUGGGUUCUUCUUUGGCAAAACACCUCUGAUUAAACUGAGCCCCAAGAAAACCUGGGAAGGUUUUAUUGGUGGUGGUUUCGCCACGGUGAUCUUUGGUCUUAUUUUCUCAUACAUUUUGUGUAAUUUCCAAUAUUUUGUAUGCCCCAUUGUAUACUCGGAAGAAUUGGGAAGCAUGUCCAUGAAUUGUGAGCCCAGCUAUUUGUUUACACCCCAGGAAUACAGUUUGAGUGUGUUUGGUAUUGGAAAAUCUUUCAGAAUGUAUCCCUUUGUAUGGCAUUCAAUUUCAUUGAGUUUGUUCAGUUCAAUUAUUGGUCCAUUCGGUGGUUUCUUUGCUUCCGGCUUCAAGAGGGCAUUUAAAAUUAAGGACUUUGGUGAUGUGAUUCCCGGCCAUGGUGGUAUUAUGGAUCGUUUUGAUUGCCAGUUUUUAAUGGCCACAUUUGUGAAUGUAUACAUUUCUAGUUUCAUAAGAACACCAUCUCCAGCUAAGCUCUUAACACAGAUUUAUAACCUCAAAAUCGAACAACAAUUUCAAAUCUUGCAAUCGCUUAAAGAGUCACUUGGUGAUGUUUUAAAUUAGUUUAAUUUAUUGCAUUAACUAUAUGAAUGGUUGCGAAUAUUGAUUGAGGUCAAUAUAUUUUUUAUAUUUAGCAGUGGCACUCGACUCUUUUUUUAUUAAUUUUAUUUAUUGUUUUUAAUUAAGAGUUUUUUUUUCUUAAAAUGCUAUAUUGUUGUUAUUUUUUCGAUGGACUAGCGCGUCGGUCUUAUGAUUAAACUAUGCCUUAGACUCCAGGGCUAAUUGAAUCAUAAUUGUAUUUGCAUCUAGCCGAAGUAAGUUCUCUUUAUUUAAGUUAAGCUAAUUUAACAAGUUACUCACUUAGUUUGGUUUCUUUUUGUUUAAUUUUAUAUAUAUAUAUAUAAUUUUUUUUUGUUUUACAAAAAAAUAAUAAUAAUUUACAUAAUUUUUCUUAUGUAAAACAACUGCUAAUGUGAGUGUAAAUGUUUUCAUGUACACAUUUCUUUUAAAUAGAAUUUAUUUAAAUAUUAGUCUAUAUAUUUGUGACGCCGAAGAGGUUUUUCGAAGAGACUUUUAUUGAGUUCAAACAAGAGAACGAGAGAGCAGAGAAAGAGCGAAGAUGAAGAAAACUAUUCCAUUUAUCAAACAAAGAACAAGAAAACAUUCAAAUUGUGUUGUAAUGCCUCCCCGCCCCCCUCCCCUCACAUGCAACACAACAAAUAAAAAAAAAACAACACAGAACAAACAUAAUUUUUAUUAAGUGAUAAGUUUUUAAAUGUAGCAAUGAUGAUGGAAAGAACACCUAAUACACCAAAAAUUAUAAAUGAGAGAAGUAAAAAUAAGUAAACAACAACAUGCAAAACCAAGCAAACCAACUAACCAACCCAGUCCCUCCUUUGAUAAGGUAACAAAAAUUGCAAAAAAUCAACAACAACAAACAAUACAAAAUAAGUGCAUUCAUGUUCAGCCUACCUAUUCUUAAUAUACAACCAGGAUUCACUAAUCGAAGGUUAGGUCACUUGCGAAAACAUAACGUGGACAGGCCCCAUUAACAAAUCUGCCGAUUGAAUAUGACAUCAAAUAGGAGAAAACGUAAACAAAGAAAAAAUGCAAAUUUUGCCCAUGAACCAAUAAUGCAUGUAAAAAGAGAGCAAGUUGACAUCCUCAAUGCCAACAACUGUUAAAAAUUAAAGAAAAUUGUAUGUCGACUGAUCGCUUGGCUUUAAUCUUAUUCAGUGAAUCCUGAUAUACAACCUAACAUACAUAAAUCAUUUUUAGUCUAAUUUAUGUUGUCGUUUUAUUUUUUUUUAGUUUUUUUUUUUUUGUUAAUUUAGUGCAAUGUAGUUAAUGAAUUCUAACAAGUCAACUAUAUAAAAUCCAAAGUGAAUACUACCAUAUAACUAAUUAUAUUUGAAUAAGAAAAAUGAAUACAACACUGUGGUUCAUAUACAUAAAUAAAGAAAGUUAUAAUACAAAAGAAAAACAAUGUGCUGUUUAUAGGCAGUGGAAUAUUUCAAAUGAAUCGUAGAGUCUUGCAGCACCUAUAAGCAAGGUGUCCUGUAGGCUACAAUUACACUCACUAAGACAUUUUAGGCCAUUGGAAUACGCUGAUACUUAACUUUAAUUGGCUAUGACUAGAGAUGGGCGAUGGGUAAAUACCCAAAAAGUAGUUACCCGGUAAAAUGGGUAAAUACCCGGGUAUUUACCCAUUUGUACCAAAAAGUUGGGUGUUUAUAAUUUUGCAGAUAUCGUGGGCAUAAAUCUCGGGACCGAGCCCCCCACCCAUGAUUUUGUCCAAAGAUUUUAUUCUAAACAAAAAAUGUCAUUAACUUUUCUUAUAACGACAAAAUUUCAUAUUUUUAGUGCCGCCUUAAAAUUAUUUUUUUUAAGGACGAAAUUGCAAUAAAACUCUUAGUAAAAAUAAAAUUUUAAUACAAUUUUUUUCUACAAAAAAUUUAAAAUUUCAGCGUUAAAUUCUCUUAUGACAAAACUUCAGCACGGCUCGCACCCCUUCGAAAUUAUGUUUUAAAGACAAAAUUUCUUCUAAAGACAACAUUUUUAUAAAAAAAAAAAUAGCUGACCCGGGUCCGCUCCGCUGCGCCUUCUUUUACUUUAUAUGGAACAAAAUUUUCCUUGGAAUAUUUAUUUUCGACAAUUAAAGAGCUUUUAGUGAAAACGAAUUUGAUAUCCUAUUUUGGGGUCAUGUGUUUGGGGGACGCCUCAUCGUGUAAACUCCCCUAAACCAAUGCUAAUAUGGGGUUUAAAUAAAUGGUAUUUGAAAGAAGAGCACGAUGCUGAUAUUUUUCAGGGCCAAGUGUCUGGGGGACCUGGGAAAUAAAGUAUUUUAAGAAUGGAGAUACCUUACAUCCAAACUUAAAUUCGUAGACUGAUAAAGAUCAUAUGGGAUUCAGAUAAAGCGACAUACUAUUUUCGUAGCAUGGUAAUAGUAUGUCGCUUUAUCUGAAUCCCAUAUGAUCUUUAUUAGUCUACGAAUUUAAGUUUGGAUGUAAGGUGUACUCCAUUCUUAAAAUACUUUAUUUCAGCCCGAUAUUCUCAUGACAGACACUUGGCGCUGAAAAAAUAUCGUGCAUCGUGCUCUUCUUUCAAAUACCAUUUACUUAAACCCCAUAUUACCAUUGGUUUAGGGGAGUUUACAAGAUGAGGCGUCCCCCAAACACAUGAGCCCAAAAUAGGAUAUCAAAUUCGUUUUCUAAUCUCAUAUACCUUUCUUUAGAGCCACACAUUGGCAUGGUUGAAAAAUUUUUACCUUUUGGGGGGUGUUUUGGGGAAGGGAUGAUGCCCUUGGUCCUACAUUUGAAUAUCAGAUUCGUAUUCUACUCCCAAAGUCCUUUAUUUGAGCCCCAUAUUGCGAUGGUCAGUAAAAAAUUGCUGUUUGUGGGGUAUUAUGGGAAAGGGGUAGACCCCCAGAAAAUUGGUCCCGAAAGUGGGUAUCAAUUCUUGCUCUACCCCCCAAUACCUUUCAUUUGAGCCAAUGUGGACAUGGUCGGUAAAUAUGCCCGAUUUAGGGGUGUUUUGGGGAUUGGGUUGGUCCCCCAAACACUAAGCCUGGAAAAUAUAUCAGCAACGUGCGUGCUCUAUUCUCAUAUAUCUAUAUAUCAUUUAUUUGAACCCCAUAUUGCCAUUGCCCUUAAAAUUGGAUAUCAAAUUCGUUCUCUAAUCUCAUUUAAAUUCCUUAUUGCAAAAGUCAGCAAAUAUGUCCGGUUUGGAGUAAUGGUCCUAAAAACUAUAAAUAUUUAGUUCCAUUCUCUUUAAGACCCAAAUUGUCUUGGUGAGAAAAUACGUCCUAUUUGGGGGUUGUUAUGGUGGUGGGACGUCCCCUAGACAAUUGGUCCCUAAUGUUGAUAUCAGAUAAGUGGUCUACUCCCAAAUACCUUUAAUUUGAGCUCCACAUUUCCAUAGUCGGCAAAGAUGACCGGUUUGGUGGGUUUUUGGGGGAUGGGCGGCCACUCAGUGAGUUGGCCUUGAAAAUAUAUAUCGGAUUCGUGUUCGCACUGUCUACUCACCUAUAUUUGUCCAGCUUCCUGAUGUCUGCCUGCACACCGAAGAUUUAUUUCUCCUUUCCUAUGCCUGUCCUUGCCUUUCUUUUAUAUGGUCAUGCUCAUGGCAACCUACUUCCAAUUCACCACGGCAGCGCUAGUCCAAAACAAAAUAUUCUCUCCUGCGUAUGUUCGCUGCUGCGGCUGACUGACUAGCCAGCGUGGAGUCGUUCAGUCUGGUAAAAAUGAAAUUUUUUAUUCCACUAAGGAACAGUGGCAAACUUCAUACCAAUGAGUGCAGUCCGAUUCAUGUUUAGGUUCAAUGAUAAGGGCCCUCCUUUUUAUAGCCGAGUCCGAACGGCGUGCCCCAAUGCGACACCUCUUCGGAGAGAAGUUUUACAUGGCAUAGUACCUCACAAAUGUUGCCAGCAUCGGGAGGGAAAAAUAAAUUUUUUGAUGGUCUCGCCAGAAUUCGAUCCCAGGCGUUCAGCGUCAUAGGCGGACAUGCUAACCUCUGCCAUACGGUGGCCGUGGCUACGGUUUUGGAUAUAGCUGCCAUAUAUCCCGAUUUCCCGGUAUAGUGUAAUCAGCCUAUCAAAGGAGCAUUUUUCGUCCUAUUUCGAUGAAAUUUGGCACAGUGAGUGCGGUUUAGAUCGGAUUAUAUUUGGACAUAGCUGCCCUAUAGACCGACCACCCGAUCUCCCGAUAUAUUAUAUUGAGGCCAUAAAAGAUCCAUUUAUUACCCGAAUUCGAUGAAACCCAUUCCUGUCAAAUGUGGCACAGAUCGGACCAUAUUUCUAUAUAGCUGCCAUAUAUACCGAUCUCCCGGUAUAGUGUAAUCAGCCUAUAAAAGGAGCAUUUUUCAUGCUAUAUCGAUGAAAUUUGGCACAGCGAGUUCCGGUAUUCCUCUAAACCUUUUCGUUGAAUAUAAUGCAGAUCGGAUAUAUAGCAGCCAUAUAGACCGAUCUCUCGAUAUAGAGAGAUCGGUCUAGCAUAUAGAGAGAUCGGAGCAUUUUUCAUCCGAUUUGGAUGAAAUUUAAAACAGUGCGAUUUGAUAGACCUCUACACUUGUUUGUUGAAUAUCGUCUAGAUCGGACCAUAGUUGGAUAUAGCUGCCAUAUAGACCGAUCUCUCGAUUUGGAUUCAAACCAUAGCCACCAUGUUACUACUUUAUGUGGCCUACCCGUUGUCAGGUUGAAGCUAAAAAUUUUCCGGUCAGGCCUCGUAGCCAAAAGACUACUACUAUUUGGACUCCAAUGGGAUUUGGAAUAGAGGAUGGGUAGAGGAAUGGAGGAUAGAUAGAGGUUAAACAGUGCCGGAGAUAUCACUCCGCCUUGGGGAACUCCCUGUUUCACUCUACGGUGAUAAUUCGUGACCCAGCGUUCUAGGCCUGGCUGUAGGGACGUGUUGGCAAUGUCUUCAAAUAAUUUGGCACGGCUGAUAGCAGUGAGGAUCGUCCUAUCACUUCAAUCCCAUGGCGGACGAUGGUACGCACCAAAUUGACCCGAUGAAAUUUUCGUCGGCAAGGGUUGCUGCCCCAGUGUACGUAUUCGUACUUUUUUUGUCAUGGGAGAGGUACAGAGUGUGCCUUCUCCGCACGCUUCUGGUCCGUGCCGGGAUUGAAAAGAACACUGGACCCUGGUUCUGUUCGGUUUGCCAGACCCGCCUCCCACAUCAUUCGGUAUCGGUGAGGUGUAACCGUUGCAUGGAGUGGGUACAUUUCCGAUCUUCGGCAUCGUCGCCUUUUGCGUCCUCGUCACCGGAAAGCUCUUCUCCUUAAUCUUAAGCUAUUAGUCGAAUAUGGCAUUUUAUAGAAAAAAUUUGCUCCUGGAGAGAAAUGUGGCCACAACAUGAAAGAAGAUGGACGUCUCAAAUUGGAGGGCGGACAGGAGAAAAGGAGCCAAGUCUCGGCUCCUUUUCUCCAAGUGCUCAUCCAUACUAGGAAACACUUUCAGUAUCUCUAAUAUUUUGCAAGCACGAGGAGGGGGCUGAUCUUGGAUUGUUACUCAAUCGAUGAGGCGGCGACUUCAGAAGGACUACGAUUCGAACACGUUUCCAUGUACGAAUGAAAUAACCUCGUAUGGGUAAGAAUCGAUUCAACAUGAUCUGUUAUAGCCUUCCAAAUUCUUUUACACAUCUAUCCAGUCAUACCAUCCAUACUAGGUGACACUUUCAGUAUCUCUAAUAUUUAUAAACUUGCAGAAGGCACAAUCAUCUCCACCCUGAAAGCCUGUUCGUGGCAUCACACACUUUCCAAGAAUGUAAAGCAAUUAAAAUUUUGUUCUUAAGUGGCGGAAUUUGGGGCUGUAAAAGUUGGGGUGUUCGACUAAUAUUUCGAAAACUUUUUAGUUUCAAACGUUUGUCUACCUAGACCGCUUGAGCAAUCCUAGUAUCUUCCGAUUGUUUAUAUUCCACAAGUCUAAAAAAAAUGUGAAUUUUGUUUGCAAGUGAGGGACACGCAUACAGCGCCUAUGACUAAAGUCAUCAGGAGACAAAGUCUUCAACACCCUCCACACUUGCAAAUACAAUUUGCGAAAACAAGAUCGUCAAGUCACUUGCCGGCGUUACUAAGAAUGUAUGUCCAUAGUGCCAAGGGGUGGAUUAACAGCCUAAUCCUUUUUUCAACCUAACCUAAGCUGAAGACUAGGAAACCUUAUUGACCACAUAUAAACUAUGAUAAACUAUACAGCCCCUAUGUAGACUAGCCAACUGAACGACACGCAGUGGAGUAAGAUUCAAACCUGCUAAAAUUCUGCUAUAAUAAUGGCGGUAUGCGGUCUUCUCAGUUCUCAUAUGGACCAACUUUAACAGGAGACGAAGAUCCAAUAUAUUUCUAGACAAUAGGAAGUAUCAAUUGGACUGUUUUCGCAGCAGCCAACCAAAUCAUCAGAAACCACCCUCCAAAGUCGUAUAUUAUAUCUUCAUGGCCCUUAGCUAGAAGUUCUGCGCCAAACAAGAGAGGCUCUGCUUCAAUUAUGGUGUAAGACGGGUCAAAAUAGCAUUGACUUGGAUAUGCUAGGCGAUGGAAGUGGUAAAUCGCGGUAAAGAUGUCUGGCGGACACAUAGACCGAUUUCAACAAUAUGAGACUUAAAUGAAAGGUAUAGCGAAGACCCAUAUACAAAUAUGGCAUCAAAAUUUGAAGAUCUGUAUUGUGGGCAUGCAAUUUGGUAUAUCUUGGUGGCCUGAUCGUUGUAGCAUGACCGGAAUAACUUUAUUAGUUCCCUGCAAUUUUUAGGGAUGAGAGUUUUCCAGCGCUCACUCUACUUUCUCUAUCUACUGGCGAAGAAAGCGAGUUAUCCUUGCAGUCUACUACACUACUACCUAUAAAUAUCAACUUUUAUUCUGUAUUAUACCCAACUUUUGUUCAUAUGAACCACAGUGUAAAAAUUUAAACCAAAGCUAAAAAGAAACAAAGUUUUCACAUUUUUGUCCAUACAUAUUCACAUCAUUAUAACAACAGCAAAAAAACCAUUUUUAUGAACAUCUUAUUAGAACAAUUUUGAAAUUAAAAAAAAGAAAAACAUCUCCACUUAAGGAACAACAUCUUUAAACUCUUUAAUGUGUGGUUAUAAAAAUUUGUUAAUUAUGCGAUUGGCAAUUUUAUUGAUAGGGAAGACCGAUGAUAAAGAAACCAAAAGACCAGACUUACAUACGAAUACAUAACUAUUUAUAUAUUGUUAAAUUAUAAAACAAAACUAUUAAAAGAACCAGAAAGAUACCGAACACUAUAUAUGUAUAUUAAAUGGUGAUAAUUAAAAAAAUUAUAUAAAAAAUAUAAGAUUGAUAAGCUAUUUUACGUUCUCUUAAAAAAAAAAACAAAAACUUAAUGUCAUGUGUAAUUUAAUGAUAUGAAAAAAUAAAACAAACAAAAAAAACUACAUGUGAAUGUACAA
Stomoxys calcitrans (stable fly) is the source of this 9463-nucleotide messenger RNA. RefSeq names its product phosphatidate cytidylyltransferase, photoreceptor-specific (gene Cds). Bases 771 to 2135 code for a protein of 454 amino acids. NCBI's taxonomy places the organism in Eukaryota, Metazoa, Arthropoda, Insecta, Diptera, Muscidae. The record is from RefSeq and is a predicted model, not a curated record. Gene Ontology annotation, cellular component: endoplasmic reticulum membrane. The transcript is spliced from 9 exons. Gene Ontology annotation, molecular function: phosphatidate cytidylyltransferase activity.